CUGAGCUCACUCACCUGUUUUCCCAUUUUAAUUGGCGUGUCGCUAGCAAGCGACUUCAAGGGAACAGUAACACACCAGUCAACUUGUGGUGGUCGUCGAGGGAGACGCAUUUAGCCAGACCGGAACCACAACCGGGACCAGGACCAGGACCAGGUCCAAUAGGAGAAUGUCAGCUGGUUCGAGGAAGCAGGACGCGCCGUUUUGAGUGAGUGGAAAUGGACCACCGGUGACAUUUUGGAGGAAAGAUACACAAAACCUGGAAGCUUCUCAGCGACUAUUGAGACUUUUAUCACGAAUUGGGAUUUGAUUGGCUUUCUGUUGGUGAGCCCUUUUUUUUCGGUUCGGUGCUGCCGUGUCUUUGGAACCACCAUGGGCUGCACGGUGAGUGCGGAGGACAAGGCGGCUGCCGAGAGGUCCAAAAUGAUCGACAAGAACCUCCGAGAAGAUGGAGAGAAGGCGGCCAGAGAAGUCAAACUGCUACUAUUAGGUGCUGGGGAGUCUGGGAAAAGUACCAUCGUAAAGCAGAUGAAGAUCAUCCACGAGGACGGCUACUCGGAAGACGAGUGUAAGCAGUACCGCGCUGUGGUUUACAGUAACACCAUCCAGUCCAUCAUGGCCAUCGUCAAAGCCAUGGUCAGCCUCAAGAUAGACUACAGCAACACUGGCAGAGUGGAUGACGCCCAGCAGCUCUUUGCUUUGUCCGCCACGGCUGAGGAGCAGGGUCUCCUCCCUGAUGACCUGGCCAACGUGAUCAGGCGACUGUGGGCCGACGGCGGCAUACAGAGCUGCUUUGCACGCUCGCGGGAGUACCAGCUCAAUGACUCGGCGGCAUACUACCUGAACGAUCUGGAGAGGAUAGCCAAAGCAGAUUACAUCCCCACCCAACAGGAUGUGCUGCGAACUCGGGUCAAGACCACCGGCAUCGUGGAGACUCACUUCACCUUCAAGGAGCUGCACUUCAAGAUGUUUGAUGUUGGAGGCCAACGUUCUGAGAGGAAGAAGUGGAUCCACUGUUUCGAAGGAGUCACCGCCAUUAUCUUCUGCGUGGCGCUCAGUGCGUACGACUUGGUGCUGGCGGAGGACGAGGAGAUGAAUCGCAUGCACGAAAGCAUGAAGCUCUUUGACUCCAUCUGCAACAACAAGUGGUUCACGGAGACCUCCAUUAUCCUCUUCCUUAACAAGAAGGACCUCUUUGAGGAGAAGAUCACCCGCAGCCCCCUCGCCAUCUGCUUCCCGGAAUACUCAGGAGCCAACAAGUUUGAUGAAGCGGCCAGCUACAUUCAGACCAAGUUCGAGGACCUGAACAAGAAGAAGGACACCAAGGAGAUCUACACCCACUUCACGUGUGCCACCGACACAAAGAACGUGCAGUUCGUCUUUGACGCCGUCACCGACGUCAUCAUCAAAAACAACCUCAAAGACUGCGGCCUCUUCUGAAGGACGCCGCAUGUGUGACGGCAGCCGGCGACCACCGGAUCUUCACGUGGAAAAGAGAUUCCUGGAAGAGCAAAACGGCCUUGAACGAACGCAAGCAUCACAUUCUUUUGUCUGGUAUACUUUUACUAUUGAGACCCCCCCCACCCCUCCCCCCCACCUUGGAAUGAAUAUUUAACCCCCCCUCUCCAUUUGGUGACAACUUCUAGCAGACGCUGAAGUCCACUUCUACCACUUUUUUAUUAUUAUUUUUUUUAAUUCCAAGAGAAUGUGAGUCAUGUGACUUUUGUACAACAUUUACAGCCGAUUAGCAACAAUGUUGUCCUGCAUGACAUUUUAUCAAUUAGCCUGACCCCCCCCCCUAAAAAAAAAUAAAAAUAAGCGUCACGUUGACCGGCAGAGCAAUGUGUGAGCUUUGAGGUGAUGAUGAUGAUGUUGUGUGGAUUGUGUGUGUUUGUUUUCAUCAUCUCAGUGGACUUGUGUUGCCAGUGUACUCUACGUUUACACGUGUUCUCUAUUCCUUCCCUGCCGUCUGUCCUUCCUUCCUUCCUUCCUUCCUUUUCUUUCUUACGGCUCACUUCUCCUUCCUUUCUACUCGCCUGACCUCCGCACAUCAACAAGCAUCGUCUCAGCACAAACACCAAGCAAACUCUUCCUCACUUGUCCCCCUGUACACAAUAAAGGCUGGCUCACGUCA
Molecule: messenger RNA, 2131 nt
Organism: Doryrhamphus excisus (bluestripe pipefish)
Lineage: Eukaryota; Metazoa; Chordata; Actinopteri; Syngnathiformes; Syngnathidae
Gene: gnai2b
Product: guanine nucleotide binding protein (G protein), alpha inhibiting activity polypeptide 2b
Biological process (GO): G protein-coupled adenosine receptor signaling pathway; adenylate cyclase-inhibiting G protein-coupled receptor signaling pathway; gamma-aminobutyric acid signaling pathway
Cellular component (GO): cytoplasm; heterotrimeric G-protein complex
Molecular function (GO): GTPase activity; G protein-coupled receptor binding; GTP binding
Source: RefSeq, a predicted model, not a curated record